GAUGUAGUGGAUGGCGGUUUUAAGACACUUAAAAUAUUACUUCAUCAUAAUUCUGAUGGGUGUCAUGAAAGGAAUCAUCAAGCAGUGAAAGUGCAGAUUGCCCAUGCAGACAUGGGCUCUAGCAGUUCCAAAGCUUCGCCGUCGCCAUCGUCUCGGCCCACGCCUGUCCCCAGCGCAUCCUCCAGCUUCAAACCCAAGACUCCCGCGUCUCUGGCCCCCUCACCGUACGGCUCAAGGAGAGGGUCGACAACAUCAACGGGCGCGCCCCCCGGGCCCCGCGUCGUGCCCCCCGGCAUGAAGCAGUGCCCGGUGUGUGAGCGAUGCUUCAAUGACGACCGCAUCGAGAAACAUGAAACCAUCUGCCGCACCACACAAGCCAAGGCUAAGAAGCGCAAGGCGUUUGACCCUGUCAAGAUGCGCAACAAAGGCACGGAGGCUGAGAAAUACGUAGCCAGAGGACUACAUCUCAAGGAGGUCAAGACGAAGAAGAAGGACUGGCGCAAGCAGCACGAGGACUUCAUCGCAACAGUCCGGGCUGCUAAGGGCGUGAAGGGCUACGAGGCACCUCCCCUGGACACCUCCGACUACAUUGAGUGUCCGCACUGCGGCAGGAAGUUCAACCAGACCGCAGGCGACCGCCACAUCCCUAAGUGUGCCGAGAUCAAACAUAAUAAACCUGCAGCCGGCAAGCGGCGUUAAUGAAACACAACAAACCUGCGGCCGGCAAGCGGCGUUAAUCAAACUCGACAAACCUGCGGCCGGCAAGCGGACUAAUCAAACAACAAACCUGCUGCCGGCAAGCGGCGUUAAUCAAACACACCAAACAAGCGGCCGGCAAACGGACUAAUCAAACACAACAAACCUGCGACCGGCAAACGGAGCUUAUCAAACUCGACAAACCUGCUGCCGGCAAACGGAGUUUAUCAAAAUCGACAAACCGGCGACCGGCAAACGGAGCUUAUCAAACACAACAAACAUGCGACCGGCAAACGGACUAAUCAAACAGAACAAACAUGCGGCCGGCAAACGGAGCUUAUCAAACUCGACAAACCUGCGGCCGGCAAAUGGAGCUAUUCAAACACAACAAAUCUGCGGCCGACCAGCGGCGUUAGAACGACAUGAUAAAGCCAAUAAAAUUAACUUAGCUAAUAAAUGCCUCAUGGUUGAUGAUCGCUUGUUCCGAGAACAAACACAACAUGCGUGCGACGGGCAACCUAUGCUUGAAGCUGAUAUAAUUUGUUACUAAUAUACGGUAGGUACAUAAUAGAUGCAUAAGCUAGCCUACCGCAUGAACAUAGCAGCAUUGAAUAUCAACGGUGCCUUAUUUUAUUGAUCAUUAUUCUGAUCAGCUCGAGUGCUGGUGUACGCGUAAGAAGAGCACCGGUGGUGAUAUGAGUUAAUAUAAUUUAAAUACUACGAAUAUUUUAUAUGUGCUAACAUUUUGUUAUCACAAGAUAUUGGGAUAUCUUGUUAUCACAAGAUAUUCGCGAGUUUCAACGUCAAUCAACUCGAAUUAACUAAGCCCACUGUUGAUGUAUACAAUAUAUACAAUACAGUCUAUAUUUCCAGCAGUCUAUUCCACGUCUGACAAGGAAGUAAAAGUUGACCUGCCAGACCACAUUUGCUCCUGAGAUGAAGUCUCAAGGCGAGUUUGUUUUGAGAAAUUCUGUGGUGAAGGUUAGGCUAGGCCGCCUUGUAGAGGCCUAAAUGUCACCUCAUUUUGGCUUAACAUGAGAUGCCGCUUAAGGCAUUCAAGGACUCCUGACGUAAAUAAUUUCAAGUAUCCGGUGAUGUUGCUUAUGAGGCCAUUGAUAUUUGUAAGAAAUGUCUUCUGAUUACGUUAGCAGUUAUUCACGAGUGCGGCCGAUGGGGACUCGAUCGAAUUAUUGCGGUUAAUUAUGAAAUAAUUCAUUCUACGAAAAUCCACUGUAAUUAUACUAUAUUGUUAAUUAUGGAUGCAUACUUUGGUGCCUUGCUUGCAAAAGCUUCAUUGUUCAUUUCCCAGAAGUCAGAAGGUGGCAAUAUUUAUUAGUAUCGUUACAGUUGUUUCAGGGAGAAUUCAUUAGAUGGUAAUUAAAGUGAUAAAAAUUACAUCAAAUUACAUCGAAAAUAUCGAAGAUUAUAUGACUUCAUUCACUAGGUCCGGUAUCAUAUCAGUAACAUUCCAUGUAAUAUAGGUACAUUAUAAUAUGCGUUUAAAGUGAUGAAACUAAAAUUAAAUCGAAAAUCUCGUGAAUUAUCAGACUUCACUCACUAGGUCCGGCAUCAGUAACAUUCCAUGUAAUAUACAUUAUAAUAUGCGUGUAUUGUAAGGGAUGUAUAGACUUGCAAAGCGUGUGUCAUGCGAGCCGUGCUCGCAGGAACCUUAUUUUCCAUUUACUACUAACUCAUUGCAGUCACUUGUAGCUCUUGUGAUAACUUGUAUCGAUUUUACGUCCACUAUUGUUCAUUAAAAGCUAAGAUGUUGACAGCGGUGCGUCGUUGUGGCCGACAAAGAUGUCUGUCGUGAAAUGAUGGUGGAGUUGAGAGUAUUUCUUUUUUACCUUUAUUUACCAUUCAGUAAUUGAAUGGCUAUCCUUAUGCAUAUAUUAACCACUAACUUUUAUUUAACCCUGUAUUACUCGUGAUCAACAACCUGUUUUGUAUAUUUAUGUUAUUUCUGCCUAUACUGCUGAUCAAGCUUUUUUUGGUACUGCCAAAUUGCAACCAUUUGUCAGCGAUUCCGUUUGCAUUUUGGUACGUAUGUAGGCUUCUCAACAUUGAUAGCAAGUUCUUUGAUACGCAUUGUAUUGUUUUCAGAUGAUAUUAUUUCGUGUGUCGUGUGUUCCGUAGGCGAAAGGCGUAUAAUGCUGUUGGUCCGACUUACGUGCCUUCGCCACGCGUGCGAUGUAAUGAUUUUCUUUGUGGGAAUAGAGUCAACUAAUUUUUCAUAGAUUCAUCUAGACGCUUUUAAAAUUGCCAUGCAAAGAAAAUUACUCGCUCGAAAAAAAAUAUAUAUUUCUUUCAUUCGAUCCACUCAACUAAUUUUUCGGUAAUUUUAUGUUCUUAUCAAUGUUUACUCCCAGGACAUUAAUGAACUACAACCUAGCAGCUUGCGUAAGAUGACAACUUCGUCGCGCUUUUUAGUUAAUUUAGUUGAAAAAGAUGUCAGAAAACACGACAGGUAAAUAUUCAUAAUUAAACUUCUCUUUAUGUCGUGCCGUCUUGAGCUCGUUUUUUUAUAAUCGCAAUUUUUUGUUUUGUUUUGCUCGUCGCAUGGAAUCAAUAUCUUCAAGUAAAAAUAUCCACAACAAA
Molecule: messenger RNA, 3294 nt
Organism: Hyalella azteca
Lineage: Eukaryota; Metazoa; Arthropoda; Malacostraca; Amphipoda; Hyalellidae
Product: zinc finger C2HC domain-containing protein 1B
Exons: 5
Coding region: 112-699 (195 amino acids)
Source: RefSeq, a predicted model, not a curated record